This is a messenger RNA of Oreochromis niloticus (Nile tilapia), 5124 nucleotides long. RefSeq names its product multiple epidermal growth factor-like domains protein 10. The coding region runs from base 1 to 2517 and encodes 838 amino acids. The transcript has 18 exons. The record is from RefSeq and is a predicted model, not a curated record. Gene Ontology annotation, cellular component: membrane. NCBI's taxonomy places the organism in Eukaryota, Metazoa, Chordata, Actinopteri, Cichliformes, Cichlidae.
AUGCCCCAAUGCCAGGAUGAAUGCCCAGUUGGCACUUAUGGGCCACAGUGUGCUCACAAGUGUGACUGCCAGAACGGAGCCAAAUGCUACCACAUCAACGGUGCCUGCCUAUGUAACGAAGGCUUCAAGGGGCCUAGCUGUCAGGAUCGUUUCUGUCCCACUGGCCUGUAUGGACUCAUCUGUGACAAAUACUGCCCCUGCAUACAUACAAACACACUCAGCUGUCACCCUCUGUCAGGAGAGUGCACCUGUGCUGCGGGAUGGACUGGGCUUUACUGUGACGAGACCUGCCCACCAGGUUACUACGGUGAGGGCUGCAGAGAGCUGUGUGUUUGUGCUAAUGGAGCCUACUGUGAUGGCAUCACUGGAACUUGUAUCUGUGCACCAGGAUACAUAGGUGACGACUGCUCUAUCAGCUGUCCUGCAGGCCUGUACGGGGUCAACUGCUCCUCAUCGUGCUCCUGCCAAAAUGAGAUCUCCUGCUCCCACAUUGAUGGUUCCUGCAUCUGCAGAGAAGGUUGGCAGGGUGUAGACUGCUCCAUCCCUUGCUCCAGUGGAACUUGGGGACUGAGCUGCAAUCAGACAUGUCAGUGUGCCAAUGGGGCAUCUUGCAACCCCGUCAAUGGAACCUGUGCUUGCUCCCCGGGCUGGACGGAUGAAUACUGUGACGUACCGUGUCCUGAUGGAUUGUACGGCUUGGAUUGCAGAGAGAAAUGUGACUGUGUUAACUCCGAUGGCUGUGAUCCAGUAACGGGUUUCUGCCGCUGUCUUGCAGGUUGGACGGGUGUCCAUUGUGACAGUGUGUGCGAGGAGGGUCACUGGGGACCCAACUGCUCCUACAGCUGCACCUGCGAGAACGGGGGCUCCUGUUCUCCAGAGGAUGGCACCUGUGUGUGCGCUCCGGGCUACCGGGGCACCAACUGCAGAAGAACAUGUUCUCCUGGCUUCUAUGGCCAUCGUUGCAGUCAGAUGUGUCCUCAGUGUGUCCACAGCGAUGGGGCAUGCCACCACAUCACCGGCCACUGCAAAUGUCUCGCUGGAUUUUUUGGCUCCCUCUGCAACGAAGUAUGUCCCAGCGGAAAGUUUGGUAAAGCCUGUGCUGAGACCUGCUUGUGCACUAAUAAUGGCACUUGUAACCCCAUCGAUGGCUCCUGUCAGUGUUACCCUGGAUGGACCGACCAAGACUGUUCUAAGCCAUGUCCUUGGGGCUCAUGGGGCCUUGACUGCAUCCACACAUGUAACUGUCACAAUGGAGCUCAGUGCAGCGCUACAGAUGGAGAGUGUAUCUGCAGCCCUGGAUGGACAGGACUCUACUGUACUCAGCGCUGUCCUGCAGGUUUCUACGGGUCUCACUGUGCUGAGGUGUGUCGCUGUCAGAAUGGAGCAGACUGUGACCACAUCACGGGACAGUGCUCCUGCAGGACAGGCUUUAUAGGACACAGCUGUGAGCUCAAGUGUCCUGCAGGAACAUUUGGCUACGGCUGCCAGCAGCUGUGUGAGUGUAUGAACAAUGCCACCUGUGACUACGUGACCGGAACCUGCUACUGCAGCAUCGGAUUUAAAGGCAUCCGUUGUGACCAGGCGGCCUUAAUGAUGGAGGAGCUGAACCCCUACACCAAGAUCAGUCCAGCUCUGGCAUCGCAGCGGCAGUCGACGGGGGCUGUCCUGGGCAUCGUCUUCCUGCUGCUGAUGAUCAUGGCCAUGCUUGCUCUGGUGGUCUGGUUCCGUUAUCGACAAAGAGAGAAAGGCCACCGUGUGCCUAGUGUCACCUAUACACCUGCCCUGAACAUCAACUCCACUGACUACUCUCUCUCAGGGCUGCAGUGCACAGGCCUGCUCUCUUCUUCAGAGUCCUCUCCCAGUAGCAGCUCUUUAGGUGGCUGCUUCUCCAACCCCAGCUACCGCACCCUGGGGUCCUGCACCUAUGCCACACACUAUGCCAAGCCAGAUAAGAGGAGUUUCGCCAAGAUGAAGACAAAGAAGCAACACAGGAACAGCGCUCCAGAAUGGGGUGCCUACUGCAACCUCAGUGAGCUCGGUGUUUACUGCAUUAAUCAACGUUACAGCUACCACAUGGAGCCACGCUACAGAGACUAUGUGAAGAGUUCCUUGUCCAGCACCUGUUCCCUCAACAGUGAAAACCCGUACGCCACCAUAACUGACAAUCCCAAUCUAUGUAAGCACUCAGAGAGCAGCUACGUGGAGAUGAAAUCACCAGCACACCAUGAACACACGGCACACUGCUGUUCUGCUACCAUCAUCAGUACGACUACAACCACCACUGUGCCUGCCAAGAAUGUCUACAACAUGGAACCAACCAUAAGUAUUGUGCCGGGAAGUGGUGCUGCAGUGGUUCCCAGUUACCCUCAGAACCCAUACGACCUCCCCAGGAACAGCCACAUCCCGAGCCACUACGACCUGCUGCCAAUGCGCCCCAGCCCCUCCCACAGCCACAGCCUCACCCUGAACAGCUGCAGUCCCCCACUGCCCGGCAGCCCCACCAGUUCCCUGCUCUAGACCCCCCCAACAGGAUCCAGUGCACUCAGAACUAAGAAACUGAAGUAUGAAAGUAGAAAGUGUUUUGACACUGAUGAGUAAAUACAGGUUGAUAUUUAAAGGAUGGAGAAAAUGGGUUGCUGGGACUAAUACUUACUUAUUUAUUUUCUAAGUGGCAUUUUAUUUGUUUGUUUUGUUUGUUUUUGUUUUGCAGUGUUCAGACUGCUGGAUGGCUGUUUGACAUUUUAUUACGAUAUACCAACCAACCAGUCUGAGCUGUUUUGUGUCAGUCACCAGUACAUCUUUGUAUUCUUAAUUUCACACCAAAAUUGCCAGCAGGGGGGGCAAUACAAGUACAUAUACACAUAAAUAUACUCUUUUCAGCGAUUUUUGAGACAUCUCUACUCAGAAGAUGAAUGUCAAAAAAGAAACUGACUUGCUCGCGUAAAGACUGCAGUGGCUGUGCCAAAGAAAGGACUGAGGCCCACUUUACAUCUGCAAAGACUACUUUAUUUACUAGCAUGUCAGGUCCAAAUGAACAUCAUGUGGGCAUUACGGUUGUGCUGUGGGAACCGAUUUGUACAAAGAAAUCCAAUGGACUCCUCUGAAGAAAAGGCAUUCUAUCCUUUUAUUUCCCCAGAAAAAAGGAAUGAGAAAAGGACAGAAAAAAAGACAACUGGAGUAUCUUCAGACUUACAGCACCUGUAUUGUUGCGGUAUUUUAUACACACUGUUUCUUAUUUCGUGUUUACAUAUUUAAAGAUCCUGCUGGGGUUCAUGUUUUUGCUCAGAAAAGGUAUUUUUUGUAUGUACUGUAGACAAAGUGGUGUAUUUCAUGUACACUUACUGUACACCUAGUGAUUAUAGUUGUGAUUUUUUUUUCUUUAUGUUGAGCUUAUUAUACAUGCAUGUAAAAAGGUUAUUCAGGGCAUAAUGGUUAGUAAGGAAUACCCUUAUUUUUUGGCUUUUAUUGUGAUCAUGGUCAGAUGACUAAGCUCUUUUGCUGAUAAUUCUCAUGCUACUGUGGACAUGCCAUUUGGAACAUACUUCUUGGAAAUAUAAAUAUAUUUUAGGUUGGAAGUUAUGGUUACAACAGUUCUAUAGGCAACUUCCCCCUUCCCUGAUUUUAUUGUAAAGUCACUAGAUUUUUGUUACUAAACACAAUUAAAUGUGUUUUCAUGUAGCUCUGACAAAAAUGUGUUAUGCAACAUAGCAGUUACUUUAAAAUGAUAGACAUACAAUCACUUUAAGUAUUCAGACUGCUCUCCUUUUGCACACUCUAGAGAUUGUAGAUUUACAUUAUAACUGAUGAAAUAAUAGAUUUUCUGUUAUAUUUGUUCAUCAUCAUGCUUAGAAAUGUUUGAAUGAUUUCAACUAUUGUUAUUUUAACCUAACGAGUUAUUAAAAACUAAAACAAGCUGAAAAAAAUAAUUUACUAGACUUAAACCAGGCUUUUAAUUGGCUGAAACCCAUGAAGACCAACUGCUGCCAAAGGACUUAAACAAAGGAAUGAGUUAAGGAUUCACAAAUACAUUUUUAUUUUUGUCUUACAAAUACAUUGUUUCAUCAAAAAUUUGCAUUUACAAAGUGUGCAAAAGUAAAAGUGUCUGAAGCAACUAAAGUUCGGCUGUAGCAAACAGCAAUAAGAGGACAUGUUGACAAUCUUAUGUGUACAGCGAUGCUAUCCCAAUGAUUUGGUUUCCUGUUUUUGCUCUAUUUGCUCUGAUUUUAUCUUGUUUUUUUUCUAAUAUGUUUGAUUCAAACAAUAGUUCACGUGUAUAGGUGUAUUUAGUGCUGCUUACAUUUUCGUGGGGGGGGGUUGUUUUUGAAAACCCUGAAAUGAAUAAAGUCAUCACAGCUCAGGAGAGUGGUGUCAUAUCUUGAUUUUUUUUUUUUUUUAAACAAACGAACUCUGUUUUCACAAUACCUUUCAUCCAGAGAUAUAAAGCUGCAGUCAUGUGGUGGAAUGUUUCUGUUUUUAAUGUUUAACCAGAAGUUUGGGAGUCCUCCUUUUCCUGUAAAAAUGAUUCAGUUUGCUAAUCAGGUCUUAAUAGGGGGCAGCACGCCUGCCCAAUGAGUUCAUAUCCACCAUCUGGUCUUAUUGUAUGGAGUUUGCAUGUUCUCCUUGUUAUUACAUGGGUUCUCUCUGGGUGCUCCAGCUUCCUCGUACAAUCCAAAGACAUGCAGUUAAUGGGGCAGGGUUAUUUGGUGAUUCUGAAUUCCCAAAUUCUGGUUGUCCGUCUGUCUGUCUGUGUUAGCUUAGACUGGCGACCUGUCCAGGGUGAACGCUGCUUCUUGGGCUAUGGUAGCUGGAAGAUAAUGAAUGACUGGGUUUUAAUAAAAGUUGAAGGUGUAAUUGGCCAGAUUUGAAUUAUUAGUAGUAAUUUAUUGUAAUGGGAUGAUUCCCAGAUCUAUUUUAAUCACAUUGUGUUUAUUUGCUUCAGUUUAUCCUGCUAUCCACAUUAUAAAUCCUGGAACUGUCAGUGGGAAUCUUUUGAUUAUCCUAGUAGAUCAGAGUACUUAGUGAGGAAUAAUUACACCAUCAUCUCCAUCAGUAAGGCUAGUUGAGGUCCACAGGAGACAUCAUACAGCUCCUGAGAGACCAUACAUAAUAGUAGUUCUGUGGGUG